This is a messenger RNA of Penicillium vulpinum, 1359 nucleotides long. RefSeq names its product endo alpha-1,4 polygalactosaminidase. The record is from RefSeq and is a predicted model, not a curated record. Bases 1 to 1359 code for a protein of 452 amino acids. The transcript has a single exon. NCBI's taxonomy places the organism in Eukaryota, Fungi, Ascomycota, Eurotiomycetes, Eurotiales, Aspergillaceae.
AUGAUGAACUAUACCCAAACCUCAGGCUGGCAGGUCCUAGUGACCAAGCGCAAGCUCCUGGUAUCCUGCAUUCUAGGCCUCUUCUUCCUUGCCAUCGGGAUGGACAUCCGAGCAGAGCUCGGAGCUGGACACAACCAGAAGAAGAUGCUCAAGCGCGAUACCACCAGCACCGAAACCGCCAUCUGGCAACCAGCCGCCGGAGUCAAAUGGCAAAUCCAGCUCGUUGACGCCGUCGAGGACACCACCGUUGACGCUGACAUCUGGGACAUCGACCUCUUCGACAACACCGCCGAGACAGUCUCCGCUCUCCAGGGCAAAGGCCACAAGGUUAUCUGCUACUUCUCUGCCGGUACUUACGAAGACUGGCGCCCAGAUAUUAGCGACUUCGACUCCGCAGACUUUGGCAGCAACCUCGAUGAGUGGCCAGGUGAGCGCUGGUUGAACAUCAAGUCGACCAAGGUUCGCACGAUCAUGAGCGCACGUCUGGAUUUGGCAAAGCAGAAGGGCUGCGACGGUGUUGACCCGGACAAUAUUGAUGCUUAUGGAAAUGAGAACGGUCUUGGAUUGACCGAGGCCGACUCGGUUGACUUUUUGACUUUCCUGGCGUCCGAAUCCCACUCCCGUGGCAUGUCGAUCGGAUUGAAGAACGGUGGAGAUAUCAUCGGCUCUGUUAUUGAUAAGAUGCAGUGGUCAGUCAAUGAGCAAUGUGCCGAGUAUAAUGAGUGCGACGUCUACGCUGCGUUCACAGAAGUCAACAAGCCGGUUUUCCACAUUGAAUAUUCUGGGGAGACUAUCGAGUCAGAUAGCUCUGAUAAUAGCUCUGAUGAUAGCUCUGAUGAUAGCUCUGAUACUUCCGACACCACCGAUACUCCUGCUGAAAGCAAGACUACCGCCACUGUCACUGUCACCCCCAUCCCUGCUACCACUUCUACUUCUUCUGCUGCCACUGCCACUGCAACUAGCACAGACGCCGAUGAUGCCAAGACUGGUAGCACUGAUAUUUCCACUGAUUCUGAUGAGAAGGACGCCAAAGAGGAUGAUGAAGACGAUGCCAAGGACGAUGAAGACGAUAAGAAGGAUGAUGAAGCUGAUGAGAAGGACAAUGAAGCAGAUGGGAAGGACGAUGAGGAUGAUGAGGAGGAUGACAAGGAUGAUGAAGGCGAUGAAGACGAGUCCAGUACCAAUGGUAGCAAGGAGGACCAACGCCGUCACAGACACACACACGGUCAGCACAAGCUCCGAACCAGAGCCGUUCUCUCCUCUUCGUUGAAGACAUCAGCCUGCAACGCAGCCAACGCCGACAAGUUCUCGACUGUCAUCAAGAACAUGAAUCUCGAUGCCUGGGUUGAAUAUUGCUAG